CUUAUCACCAGCUUUGGAGCUUUCGACUAUUCUCUUCUUCUCUUGUUUCCAUUGGAUUCAUUCAUUCAUCAAACAAUGACCAAGAAAAGGGAGAAGAAAGCAGAGGCACUUCAGCGUCAGAAUCCCAAAGUCGAUGAAGUUACCAGGAUUCGCAUUUCCCAGAUUUUAGAAGACUUUCGAGCCUCUAAAGAUGAAGUGUACAAGUUUGAUGCUAGUUUGUCCAACCAAGAACGUGCUUUAGUACAUCAAGUAUCCCAAAAAAUGGGGUUUAGAUCUAAAAGUUCUGGGCUUGGGAAGGAAAGGAGUGUGUGUAUUCAAAAAAUCAAAAAGAAGGUUGACACCAAUAAUGGGUUUGGGAGUCUUCCUCAUUUCACAUUUUCUGAAGAGGCGAAGCAGGUAUUAGGAGAUUUGUUUGCUCAUUAUCCACCUGGUGAUGAAAACAUGUGGGACAUGAUUGGAGAAAAUAGUGACACUACUGACGAAACAAGACAAAAGAAGGAUGAUAUUUUUGGCAGGCCCUCUAUGACCAAAGCUGAAAUUGCUAAUAAAUUGGAAGCUCUUGCUUCUAGAAUGAUGACUGUCCCUAACUUGAAACAGAUCACUGAAGAGAGAUCUAAGCUUCCAAUUGCAUCUUUCAAGAAUAAUAUUACAUCAACUGUUGAAUCUUACCAGGUAGUUCUCAUAUCUGGUGAGACUGGUUGUGGAAAGACUACACAGGUCCCACAAUUUAUUUUGGAUCAUAUGUGGGGCAAGGGUGAGGUAUGUAAAAUAGUUUGCACUCAGCCUCGGCGUAUCUCUGCAACUUCAGUUUCUGAGAGAAUCUCCAGUGAGAGAGGAGAAACUAUUGGAGAAAAUGUUGGAUAUAAGAUACGGUUAGAAAGCAGAGGUGGAAGACAAUCAUCAAUUGUGCUAUGUACUACUGGAAUUCUAUUAAGGAUGUUGGUUUCUAAAGGUUCUCAUUUGUCUAAGAUGGGGCCUGUGAAGGAUGACAUUUCUGGCAUCACUCACAUAAUUAUGGAUGAAAUUCAUGAAAGAGACCGAUACUCAGACUUCAUGUUGGCAAUCAUCAGAGACAUGCUACCUUCAAAUCCUCACCUACGUCUGAUAUUAAUGAGUGCUACCAUUGAUGCUGCGAGAUUUUCUCAAUAUUUUGGAGGCUGCCCAAUUAUCAAUGUUCCAGGGUUCACUUAUUCGGUCAAAACUUUCUAUUUGGAGGAUGUACUUACUGUUGUAAAACCAAGCAAUGAUAAUCAUCUUGAUAGUACCACAUUUAGUACUCCAAUAAACAAUCUUGAGCUAAGUGAAGAAGAGAAGCUUUCUUUUGAUGAAGCUAUUAAUUUGGCUUGGUCUAAUGAUGAGUGGGACCUGCUGUUAGAGUUGGUUUCUUCUGAAGGAACCCCAAAACUAUUCAAUUACCAGCAUUCUUUAACUGGCCUUACUCCAUUAAUGGUGUUUGCUGGAAAAGGGAGAGUGGGUGAUAUGUGUAUGCUCUUAUCUCUUGGAGCAGAUUUCAGUUUAAGGGCCAAAGAUGGAACAAAUGCACUGGAGAUUGCCGAAAGGGAAAACCAGCCAGAAGCUGCUGAAAUAUUGAAGAAGCACAGUGAUAAUGAUUUUUCUAACUCCAUGGAAGAGGAGAAGUUGCUUAAUAAAUAUAUUGCAACGGUCAACCCUGAACUUGUUGAUGUUGUUCUGAUAGAGCAGCUGAUAAGAAAAUUAUGUUUUGAUUCAAAAGAUGGAGGUAUCCUUGUUUUUCUUCCUGGCUGGGAUGAUAUAAAUAGAACACGUGAGAGAUUGCUUGCAUCCUCUUUUUUCAAGAAUACCUCAAAGUUUAUGGUCAUAUCUCUGCAUUCGAUGGUUCCAACUAUGGAGCAAAAGAAGGUUUUUAGGCGCCCACCUCAUGGUUGCCGCAAAAUUGUUCUCUCAACCAAUAUUGCUGAAACUGCUAUCACCAUUGAUGAUAUAGUGUAUGUCAUAGACACUGGACGGAUGAAAGAAAAAAGUUAUGAUCCUUAUAAUAAUGUGUCAACUCUUCAGUCAUCUUGGAUUUCAAAAGCAAGUGCUAAGCAGCGAGAGGGGCGUGCUGGCCGCUGUCAACCUGGAAUUUGCUAUCAUCUGUAUUCAAAGAUUCGAGCAGCUUCCUUGCCAGAUUUUCAGAUUCCGGAAAUUAGGAGAAUGCCCAUUGAGGAGCUUUGUCUGCAGGUAAAGUUGCUUGAUCCAAGCAGCAAAAUAGAAGAGUUUAUUGGCAAGACAUUAGAUCCUCCAGUUUUUGAGUCCAUACGUAAUGCUAUUAUAGUUCUUCAAGAUAUUGGUGCAUUGUCACUUGAUGAAAAACUUACCCAGCUAGGGGAGAAGCUUGGUUGUCUUCCUGUUCACCCAUUAAUCAGCAGGAUGCUUUUUUUUGCUAUAUUGAUGAACUGCCUUGAUCCAGCUUUAACUCUAGCAUGUGCAUCUGAUUAUAGAGAUCCAUUUACCCUCCCAAUGUUACCUGAAGAAAAGAAGAGAGCUACAGCUGCCAAAUCUGAGCUUGCUUCUUUAUAUGGGGGUUGUGGUGAUCAGUUUGCUGUAAUAUCUGCAUUUGAAUGCUGGAGUAAUGCAAAGAAAAUGGGUCUAGAAGCACGGUUUUGUUCUCAGUAUUUUGUGUCUUCAAGCGCCAUGCACAUGUUAUCCGGCAUGCGUAGGCAACUCCAAACAGAACUCAUUCGAAAUGGUUUUAUUCUUGAAGAUGUUUCAAGUUACAGCAUGAAUGCAUAUGACCGGGGUAUACUGCAUGCGGUUUUGGUAGCAGGUUUGUAUCCAAUGGUUGGGAGAUUUUUACCAAAUAAAAAUGGAAAAAGGGUUAUUAUUGAAACUGCAAGUGGUGAUAAAGUUCGCCUGCACAGUCAUUCAACAAAUUGUAAGUUGUCAUUCAAGAAAAAUAUAGAUCACACUUUGCUAGUGUACGAUGAGAUUACCAGAGGUGAUGGGGGUAUGAAUAUAAGGAACUGCACUGUUGUUGGACCACUUCCCCUCUUACUUCUAUCAACAGAGAUUGCUGUUGCUCCAGCAAAAGUUGAUGAUGGGGAUGAGGAUGAUGAAGGGAGUGAAGAUGAAGUUGGAAGUGAAGAUGGGAUGGAGGUUGAUGACAAGUCCAGUGGACACUGCGAGGAUAAGUUUAUGUCUUCUCCUGAUAAUAUGGUUAGAAUAAUCAUGGACCGUUGGCUUUAUUUUGGUUCGACAGCAAUCGAUGUUGCUCAGCUAUACUGCUUGAGAGAGAGAUUAUCAACAGCAAUCUUAUACAAAGUGACACAUCCAAGGAAUACACUUCCUCCUAUCCUAGAGGCCUCUAUAUAUGCUCUCGCUUGCAUUCUGUCUUGUGAUGGAUGCUGUGGCAUACCAGUGACGUUAGAUGGUGUGGACACACUGACCACUAUGGUAAAUGCAACAAAUCUAGGCAAGCCAGCAACAGGGACAAAGCGGUUGGGUAAGAUUCCAAAAGGAUUCCUUGCAGAGUUUGUAAAUAAUGACGGACGCCAUACCUCUGGGCCCUCUUCUAAAGCUAGCAUUGCUGCAUUCAAAAACAGAGGAAAUCCAAGUGGGAUCUAUCCCAAACCAUACCCUCCUUUCACAUGAUAAUGGUUCAAACGGAAGUUAAAGAUGGUUUUAUUAUUCUAAUGUAUGUUUUACAGGAAGAUCAGUAUUGACAGGAAACUUUGGCUAGAAAAUCUCUAACUUAAAAAGGUUGCUUUCAGCUUAUAUAGAAUACAAAUCCUAUCAGUUCAGUGUAUAUAGUCAUCCUUUAACCCAUUCAAAAUUCUAGUGGGAUAUGAACUUUUAACAUGUAAAAUAG
Molecule: messenger RNA, 3826 nt
Organism: Gastrolobium bilobum
Lineage: Eukaryota; Viridiplantae; Streptophyta; Magnoliopsida; Fabales; Fabaceae
Product: DExH-box ATP-dependent RNA helicase DExH6-like
Exons: 14
Coding region: 76-3609 (1177 amino acids)
Cellular component (GO): intracellular anatomical structure
Molecular function (GO): RNA binding; ATP binding
Source: RefSeq, a predicted model, not a curated record